AAAUUUGAGUUUUGAUAGGAUACAAUUACAGUACGUGCUCAUUGGGGGACUCGCUUUACAAAAUUACUCCCAAUCUGAAGUCUGCAAUCCAAUCUUUGAUUCUGAGUAAGAAGUAAGAUAAACUGAUGAUCACUCGCAGAUUCAGGAAGCCUAACCUAACCUAACCCUAGUUCUAUAAUCAACGCCAUGAACCAGAAGAUCGAUAGCGCAAACAAAACUAAUAAUAAUAAGAAGAAGAAGAGUGAAUUCGAGUUUUGCAAGGUUUGCAAUCUGAAUCAAGAGCAAGGACAUCGCCACAAGUACUUUCCUAGCCACAAGAAGUCCCUCUCUUCUUUCCUCUCUCGAUUCCAGAGCAAGCUAGUCGACAUUCGGUUCUUCCUCAAAAACCCUAGUGUCCUGCGCCGCGAACACGCGUCUCGCAAUCGCUUCUGGUGCGUCUUUUGCGAUACUGAUAUCCACGAGAUAGACAGCUCUUUUGCUUGUGCUAAUGCAAUAAAUCAUCUGGCAAGUGAGGACCAUGCGAAGAAUUUGAAGCAUUUCCUUUGGAAAUAUGGUGGUGAGAUGAAUCACAUGGAUACUUAUCGAAUUUUGGAAGCUGAUAUAACUAAGUGGGAAAAGAAGUGCAAAUCACUGGAGAAUGAAGCUGCAUCAUCCAAUGGAUCUAAUAUGCUGCAAGUUGGACCUUCAAAUGAUAUCCAAAAUGAACUCAACCACAAAUAUAGAAAUAAUUUUGAAAGCUAUUCUUUUGACCCUACUAAAUCAAAUAUUUCUAAUGGUGUUAUGCCUUUACUUUAUUUCACGAAUAAGAAUCAGAUAUCCCAUUCAGAACUCUCAGCAGUUACAAAGGUUGGGUCAAUUGUACAUGAUACUGUCUCUUCUAUUCCGGCAGAUGUAUGGAAUUCAAAUGAUUUAACAGUGGACUGGAAUAGCCAACAGCCUCUCCCAUAUAGCAGUGUAAUAUCAUCCUGUGACCUUGGUUAUAGAGAGCUAGGCCAAGGUUAUCAGGGUGGCGGAAUGGUAAAUGGAAUGACCAGCUCACAAGGUUCACAGAAUAUCACUCAAACAUCUGCAACUCCUGGAAAGGCUGGAGGGAAUGUGCAUACUGGAGCACCUCCUCCUUGGCUUGAAGCUACUGAAGAAACUCAGCUAGUUGCUGAAUUGAAACCAAUUUCAUCUAGCUUCAUCUCCCUCUCAAACAAGCCCGGGAAAAAAUUAAAUCCAAAACGGGUGGGAGCUGCUUGGGCAGAAAGGAGAAAAAUUGAGCUGGAGAUGGAGAGAAGAGGAGAAAUAGUCAAGAGUGAUGGCGAUGAUAACUGGCUUCCUAAUUUUGGUAGGGUUUGGCAAUCAGGAACUAGAAAGGAAUCUAGAAAAGAGUUUGAGAAGGAGAAACAAAAAUUACCGAAGGUCGAAAGUCAUUCUGAGAUGCCUAUUAAAAUGGAGCCUUACAUCAGCAAAAGAAUGCGGAGGGAUGCAAGUGAAUGAUUGUCAAGGAUGUAUAGUGAUUAUCAGGCAGAUGAAAGAUAGUACAGGUGAUAGACAUGGUGAGAGGUUAAUACGUAUAUUCUCCUGCCACUCCCCGUACCUUUGAAUUUGAGAUCAACUGAGUUGGAUAUUGCUGUGGAAGGUGAAAAGGGAUAUUGGUGAACUUCAGUCCAGAGUUAGUAAAUCAGCUGUCAAGAUUUUGUGGUAAUCGUGACAAUGCUUUUGAUACGUGAUGCUCUUUCAUUGUCCUGAAAUGGAACUAUCCCACAUCUCAUGUUACAAAAGUGAUGAUUGAUUUCCAUUUUUGCUAUCGUGAAUGUUGCAAUU
Molecule: messenger RNA, 1809 nt
Organism: Manihot esculenta (cassava)
Lineage: Eukaryota; Viridiplantae; Streptophyta; Magnoliopsida; Malpighiales; Euphorbiaceae
Product: TITAN-like protein
Exons: 7
Coding region: 187-1482 (431 amino acids)
Source: RefSeq, a predicted model, not a curated record